CGGUUUGGUGAGGACGUGAGCGGAAGAUUAAAAGCCGCUGAUUGGUGACCAGCAGAUGCUGUUAUUUUCGCGUUUUCGGGGCUAGAUUUCUGCUCGAGGUGUUUGUAGUUGAAUCAAAUCAUGGACGCGGUACAGAGACACAGAUCCAUGUACAAAGGCACGACCCCACCAUGGAAAGAAACAUACCGGAAGCGCUGCGUGGAGCGGUUGAAGAACAGCCGCUCGAGGUUACUGGAGAAGUUCAGACAGAUGGGAGAGGACUCGGGAGCAUCCAGGCGCUCGCUGCUCGUGCAGGAGGUGAUGGAGGAGGAGUGGAGCGCCUUGCAGUCAUCCGGUCCGAGUCUGCCGUCGCUCUGGAACGGAAACGGCGUCAGAGAUGUGUACACCGCGCAGCAGGAGUACGACGAACUCUCAGCGUUUGAGGAGAUCCAGCAGGAGCUCGUAGCACAAGAGCUCUUGAUUUUGGAGGAAUAUAAUAACAGCAUGCGUUAUGAAGAGCGGUAUAUAAACUCGGUGCUGGAGGGGAUGGAGGCGUCCGGACGGAUCAUAUGCCCCGUGUGUCACGUGAAUAAUCUGACAGUCAACAGUCACUUCACGUCAUGUCCUUGUGGUCUUUACGUCAACACAAUGGGUCGUAACGUCACGGUCGACGUGGUACAGAAUCUACUGGAGCAGCGCACGACGGAGCACAUGGACGACUGCCUCCACAACCCCAGCUUCUCCGUGGCCUUCAACACGGACGGAUCUCCAAACCUCAUGAUCAGCUGCAAGGUGUGUGACUAUCUGUCCGUCGUCCUGUGAGCCGCUCGUCCACGGAGUCUCAUGGAUGUUUUAAAUAUCAUUUCUGUGAAAUAAAGUUAUUUUUAACCAUA
This is a messenger RNA of Puntigrus tetrazona (Sumatra barb), 872 nucleotides long. RefSeq names its product RPA interacting protein (gene rpain). Bases 121 to 801 code for a protein of 226 amino acids. The record is from RefSeq and is a predicted model, not a curated record. Gene Ontology annotation, biological process: protein import into nucleus. Gene Ontology annotation, cellular component: PML body; nucleus. The transcript is spliced from 7 exons. NCBI's taxonomy places the organism in Eukaryota, Metazoa, Chordata, Actinopteri, Cypriniformes, Cyprinidae.